AUGGAAAAACUACUCACUUUAUGUCAAGACCAUCAAGGUGUUUGUUUGAUUCUGUUAUUCACUGUCACAGUCAUUCUCGGGUGGUUUCGCAGAGACAGACGGCUUGACUCCAUCCCAGGUCCUAAAGGCUUACCUUUGAUCGGAAUCGGAUUCCAACUCCCCUCUAAACCGGCAGCAGUCUUUCGCAAAUGGGCACUUGACUAUGGCGAUGUAUUCAAGAUUCGGGUUGGAUGGUACAACUGGGUAGUCAUCAACACCCCCGAAGCUGUGCGUGAGAUCCUUGAAAAGCAAGCAAUUCACACCUCCUCCAAAGCCCCCUCGCCUAUGAGUCAUGACAUUGUAACAGGUGGGAAUCGAAUGCCUACUAUGCCGUACGGAAACCAAUGGCGAGCUCUCCGAACAGCGGUUCGCCAGAUGACCACCGUACCCGCAACAUCAACUUUUAUUCCCAGUCAAGUGUUUGAGGCAAAACAGUUGUUCUCCGAUUUGGGCACAGACAAUAAGAAUGAACGAAAUUUCUAUCAACAUAUGCGAAGAUAUGCGCUGAGUAUUAUUAUGACGAAUACGUUCGGGACUAGAGUCAAGAGUCUAGACGAUCCAGCAGCGCAAAAAGCCAUUCAAACUCAAGCAAUUCUACGAAGGACAUCACGACCGGGAGCGUUCAUCGUGGAUGAGGUACCUUUUUUGGCUAUGUUACCUAAGUGGCUAUGGCCUGGUCGGAAGGAUGCGGAAAGCGCCGCAAAUCAAGUAAGGAACAUAAAAAUGGAGCUGUGGAAACAGCUGGGAGAGCAAGUCACUUCUGGAAAAGCGCCGCACUGUUAUGCUCGGGAGAUCUAUGAGAAAAAAGAGUCCUGGUAUGCGCAGGGACUGACAGAAGAGAAACUAGUCUGGCUCACGACGGGCCUAGUAGAGGCAGGCUUUGAGACGACGGCCGCCACGUUGAACAGUCUCGUGCUCCAUCUUGCAGCUAAUAAGUCUGUUCAGCACAAAGCCCACGAGGAACUAAUGAAGGUAGUCGGAUCUGACCGUCUUCCUACAUUCGAAGAUAUUGAGAACCUCUCAUAUAUUCGCGCUUGCGUAAAAGAAAUGAUGCGGAUAAAUCCACUAAUCGCUCCGGGUGUUCGUCACUUCGCGGAACAGGAUCUUUUUUACAAGGGCCACAUCAUACCAAGAGGAACAGUAUUGAUCACCAACACAUCUUUCCUACAUUAUGAUCCUUCACGUUAUGAAAGGCCAUUUGAAUUCAUGCCGGAACGAUAUUUGAAUCAUAGUCUAUAUAGCUCCGAAUACGCUGCUAUGAGUGACCCUGCCAAACGCGACCAUUUUACGUUCAGCACUGGGAGGAGAACAUGUCCGGGUGCGAGACUGGCGGAAAAUUCUCUGUAUAUUGCACUUGCUGGGAUCUUGUGGGCGUACGAAAUUUGCCCCCCGAUCGUGAAUGGAGCUGAGAAGGUUCUUGAUACAAGCGAUGAUGCGUACACAGAGGGAGGAGUUACUCUUCCCAAGCCGUUUGCUGCACGUUUUAUUCCAAGGAAUGAUGACCGGCUCAGAAUUGUGAAAGAGCAGUGGGAAAGGGCACAGAGCGAGGGGUAUGAGCUGAGAGGGAUACCGGUUGAUGUGAAUGGGAUGAUGUUAUAA
This is a messenger RNA of Talaromyces amestolkiae, 1638 nucleotides long. RefSeq lists its product as uncharacterized. Gene Ontology annotation, molecular function: iron ion binding; heme binding; monooxygenase activity. The transcript has a single exon. Lineage: Eukaryota; Fungi; Ascomycota; Eurotiomycetes; Eurotiales; Trichocomaceae. The record is from RefSeq and is a predicted model, not a curated record. Bases 1 to 1638 code for a protein of 545 amino acids.